This is a messenger RNA of Linum trigynum, 2187 nucleotides long. The record is from the annotation of a GenBank genome assembly. NCBI's taxonomy places the organism in Eukaryota, Viridiplantae, Streptophyta, Magnoliopsida, Malpighiales, Linaceae.
CGUCAUACGGCCAAGUCCCCGGAAAUUGAAACAAUGCUCAGAAGACGACUAGUUCUCUCUGACGACGAGGAUGAAGAACACAAAAAUCCACUCGGGCUGCCUUCUUCUCUGCCACCUCCGCAAUGGGAGGAAGCAGAUUUGCACGACCCAGAAAUUGAAGCUGGUUUACCGCAGCCAGCCGUAAAUUACCAAAACCCUAACCCUAACUUCUCUGAGCCAGUAGUCCCACUCUCCGACGAAGAGUUUGUGGAUGUAUCCGACGAUACCAGUUCUGCGUCUCCUCCUCCGGAGGCCGUUUCCUCUAAUGCAUCGGAGAAUCAGCAGCAGCAACCGCAACCGCAACCGCCGCCGGCCCCGGAGGAGAGCUUCGGAUGUCCGGUAGGGGAUGUUCUGUCGAGGAUGGGAUUGAGGUUAAAAAGGGAAUGGCUGGAUUCUUGUCUCGGAGGGCUUGGGAGCUCGGUUCAACAUCUUGAUGUUACGGGGAAGGCCAGGCAUUGCUUUGACAAGUUCUUAAUUUCCAACAUGAACUACUGUGGCGCAGGCGUGCUUCCGCUCAAUGUGGCUGCGAUGCACCUUGUGGAUCUCCCCGGGCCAUUUGUGUUGCAGGUUGAUGAGAUUGUUAAUAUGAGUGCUCCCCUCAAAGCUAGGUAUGAAGAUGCACAUUGCGGGCUAAAGAGGUGCCUUAAGUUAUCAAUGACAGAUGGUGUUCAACGUGUGUUUGGCAUUGAGUAUAGGCCUAUCAGGGAUCUUAAAGUUUUGGCUCCUGCUGGGUUCAAGAUGGCCUUGCGUAAUGUACAUGUCCGUCGUGGACUCUUGAUGCUGGUACCUGAAGUUCUUGAAAUAUUAGGAGGGAUGGUGGAGGAGUUAGAUGGAGCAAGACAACGUCUUGUUGAAGAAGUGAAUAAGCCUCCUAGGGGAAAGAGAGCAAGAGCAGGAGUGAAUCCUCCUUUAGCUACCAGGGGCACUCUGGCUGCAUGGCCAAUCUCUGGCAUCAAUGACCAAGGAAACACCACCAAUGGAUCUGAUAAUUCCCUUGGGACCAGCACCUCCACUAUUAAUCCUGGACUCGCCAAUGAACGCAAUGAUCGUUCUGCUAAUGUUGCUGGAUGCAGCAAUGUUCCUACCAAUUGUUCUAGAUCCUCAGCUCACUCCACUUUACACACUGCAAUCCCCUUUUCUGGUGGAGGCAGCAAUAAUCAUAUCAACAUUUCUAGAUCCCAAAAUCCCUCCACAGUACAGAGGGCAAUUUCUGCUUCUAUCAAUGUUCCCAGUGGCAGCAAUAAUUCUAGCAAUGUUUCUAGAUCCACAAAUCCGAACUCAGCCUCUUCCAGCAACUUCAGUGGAGGCAGCAACAGACCUGUCGAUGCAUUCAGAUCCACAAAUCCCUCUACCAUACAGACUGGAGGUCCCUCUCAACCACAUGACCAAGGUAAUCGUUUGGUUACAUUGCGCACCAAUUCCAGCCAGUGCACUACAAAUGGUCAUGAUAAUGGAAGAGCAGGAUUAUGUGCUGCCAGUCUAUCAGAUAGAGUUGUUUCAGAAGUUGAGGGGAUGCAUAUUGAUGCUUCUUCUCCUGUUCUCAGGGAGAGUGCUGCAUCGGAUCAAGAGGAUACUCUUAUGGUUGAUGAACUUGAGCAUCCCCUUAUAUUAUCUGGGGAUCGAAAGAUUCCAUUUACGUACUUAGCUAGUUUGUCAGCAAAAUGGGCAUCAACAAGGAUGAAAUCUUCCGUCCAGGGAAAGAUUAAGUGUCUCAUUACUGGUGUGAAGGGAUUCCAAUACAGGCAGAGAGAGACAUAUGAUUUACGAAUAUAUGUGGACGAUGGAAGCCUCAUCUCUGAGAUCCUGGUCCAUCAUAAUGUCGUUAACAAAGCUAUAGGUUAUUCACCCAUAGAGGUCACUUCUGCUCUUUCCUCCAAGGAUGCUAAGAGAGUUGGUGAUAUGAAGGACACCAUGAGACAGUUCCAAGUAUUACUAGCCAACUUUGAGGGCACAAUGCUUGUAGAAAUGAAUGGAACCUCCUCUGUUCCAGUUGCCCUCGAAUUAGACCAAGGGAGCCCUCCUGCUGAUGCAUGGCUGCUUAUGGAAAGGCUCAACAAGUUUCCUUCUCCCUCUCAACAAACAGCGGCUCAUCAUACUGCUUCUGAGACCAUUACCAUUUCUCCAUGACCCGACCCACAAUCUAUUGGU